Messenger RNA from Rosa rugosa (rugosa rose), 2034 nucleotides. RefSeq names its product glycoprotein 3-alpha-L-fucosyltransferase A-like. The transcript has 7 exons. The record is from RefSeq and is a predicted model, not a curated record. The coding region runs from base 286 to 1806 and encodes 506 amino acids. Gene Ontology annotation, cellular component: membrane. NCBI's taxonomy places the organism in Eukaryota, Viridiplantae, Streptophyta, Magnoliopsida, Rosales, Rosaceae. Gene Ontology annotation, molecular function: fucosyltransferase activity.
GGAGUAUCGUUGACCCUACUCUCCCUUCAAUGUUUCUAACUUCCCAUCUUUGUCCAAACCCCACAAGCCUUUGCUUCUCCUCCAAAACAACACACAAAAACCCAAUUGAAUUCUCCGGACUCUUCCACCCAGUUGACUUGAAACUAAAGAAAAAUCAAACCCACAUUUCCUUCUUUCUGAAAACCCCAUAAUGCUUCUCUGCUAAAACCCCCAUUUCUUGACCUUUCCUUCCUCUCUUUCUCGCAAAAAACCCAGACCCACGAGAGAGGGAGCCGUUUUUGAUUGAUGGGUGUGUUUUCUUUUCACAGAGGCUCGAGAACAGCGACGACCCACGAAGCCUUGCCGGUCUCCGCCGCCGGGGCUUCGCCGGCGAACAAGCGAAGAUGGUUCAAUCUUAUGCCUUUCGUCGUGGCCCUUGUGGUCAUUGCGGAGAUCUCGUUCUUGGGUAAGCUUGAUUUGGCCAAUAAAGCUGCUUUCGUGGAUUCUUGGACGGAGUUGUUCGCGCCGAGUUCGAUGGUGGGUCGUGAUGAUUUGGGCCUGGCGGGUAAUGAUGAUUUGGGCCUGCUGAGUUGUGAGGGAUGGUUGGAGAGAGAGGAUGCUGUGGAGUAUUCCAGAGAUUUUGGGAAGGAGCCCGUUUUGGUUACUGGGGAUGAGAAGGACUGGAAAUCUUGUUCGGUCGGAUGCCAGUUCGGAGGCAAUUCCGCCAGAAAACCUGAUGCUUCUUUUGGUUUAGCUAAUCAAGAUGGGACAGCCAGUGUUCUCCGAUCCAUGGAAUCAGCUCAAUACUAUGCAGAGAACAAUAUUAAUAAUGCAAGACGGAAGGGUUAUAAUAUCAUUAUGACAACUAGUCUCUCAUCGGAUGUUCCUGUUGGAUAUUUUUCUUGGGCCGAGUACGACAUCAUGUCACCUAUCCAGCCUAAGACUGAGAAAGCCCUUGCAGCUGCAUUUAUUUCCAACUGUGGUGCUCGCAACUUCCGCUUACAGGCUCUUGAAGCACUUGAAAAGACUAACAUCAAGAUAGAUUCUUAUGGUGGUUGCCACAGAAACCGUGACGGAAAAGUGGACAAAGUUCAAACUCUGAAGCGCUAUAAGUUCAGUUUGGCAUUUGAGAAUUCCAACGAGGAGGAUUAUGUUACUGAGAAGUACUUCCAAUCUCUAGUUGCCGGAACUAUACCUGUAGUUGUUGGUCCUCCAAAUAUUGAAGAUUUCUCUCCUGGUCCUGGUUCAAUUUUAUACAUCAAGGAGCUAAGUGAUGUUGAGUCAGUUGCCAAGACCAUGAAAGAACUUGCAGACAAUCCUGAAGCAUAUAAUCAGUCACUAAGAUGGAAGUAUGAGGGCCCAUCUGAUUCUUUCAAGGCCCUUGUGGACAUGGCAGCAGUACAUUCAUCAUGCCGUCUUUGCAUUCACUUGGCAACUAAAAUUCAAGAGAAAGAAGAAAGCAGCCUAGAGUUCAAAAGACGACCUUGUAAGUGCACCAGAGGCUCAGGAGUCGUGUAUCACUUAUAUGUGAGAGAAAGAGGGAGAUUUGAGAUGGAAUCCAUUUUCAUAAGGUCGGGCAAUCUGACUCUUGAGGCCUUUGAAUCUCUGGUGCUCACAAAGUUCAAAUCUCAGAAACAUGUGCCCAUUUGGAAACAAGAAAGACCUGGAGUCUUGAGAGGAGGAGACGACUUUAAAAUUUAUAGAAUAUAUCCUGUUGGUUUGACACAGAGGCAGGCUUUAUAUACCUUCAGAUUUAAUGGAGAUGCUGAUUUUAGAAGUCACGUUGAAAGCAACCCGUGUGCAAAGUUUGAAGUCAUAUUCGUGUAGAUUGAUAUAUGCAAUUUGUGCCAACUUUUAGUCAUUCUCCACUCAUACACUUAUGGAGAGAUAUUGAGGUGAUCACAUCACAUUCGGGCAACUUUGUUAUGUCCUCUAUGUACACGUUGAUUGUUACAGGAAUCUUUAGGAAGGUGAUAGAUUAUUGAUGAUAUGACCAGCUAAUUGUGAACCCUUAACAAAUAGGGGAAAAAAGAAUGAAGUCCAGAUUUACAUCUC